Fusarium keratoplasticum is the source of this 1026-nucleotide messenger RNA. Its product is annotated as Peptidase M12A domain-containing protein. The record is from RefSeq and is a predicted model, not a curated record. Gene Ontology annotation, molecular function: metalloendopeptidase activity. Gene Ontology annotation, biological process: proteolysis. Lineage: Eukaryota; Fungi; Ascomycota; Sordariomycetes; Hypocreales; Nectriaceae. Bases 1 to 1026 code for a protein of 341 amino acids. The transcript has a single exon.
AUGUACCAUGCCCCGCGGAACCAUAAACAUUAUCAACACAAUGCGAAUGUUAUGGAUUACCUAGUCGACGGGUUUGAACAUGGGGCGGCACAGCACAACGAUCCCGCACACCUCCAAGUUGAGGCGGCGGGUUCAACUAGCAACCACUACGGCGUCGGCUGGGGCUGUACACAGGGUGCUUCCGGCAACGACAGCGAAUUUACCGACACGUUACAAGGCGCAGUGUCUAACGACAUAUUGAAUGGGGUAACACCGAGCUCUUUCGUCUGGCCUCCCGAGAAACGUCGCCUGAGGGUACGCUUUCUCAAUGGGAGCGCUUCCGACCGCGAAAUUGUCACAAAUCUGGUGAAUACACACUACAAUACCAUUCCAAUGCGGAUAAAAUUCGAGUUUCUUAAACCAGACGAUCUUGGGCCCUCUGAUAUCCGAAUAUCUUUUGGCACCCAGUCAAGCUCCUGUCUCGGGACGGAAGCCGAGAAGAAUCCAGAUGGGCCAACCUUGUGGCUCAACAUGUAUCGACACAUCGCCGGUCUACCGGGCCCUACGCGACGCCGCCUGAGGCAAGCUGAUAUCUUACACGAGGUUGGACAUUCAUUGGGCAUGGUGCAUGAACAUCAACAUCCUGAUUGUCCAGCUGUCUGGAACUACCGCGAAAUCCAAAGAAAGACGGGGUGGAAAUGUGCGCAGAUCUACAAGAACUACGACCGAAGCUUUGUUCGUGGUACAAAGCCCCUCCCUUAUGACCCAGAGUCCAUCAUGCAUUACCCUAUCGCCCCAGAAGACACCCGAGACGGUAUGAUGUUUGUCCCACACGCAUGGGUAUUAUCUGAGGGCGACAGAAGAUUUCUCAUGUCACUAUACCCCGAUCCAUAUAUGCCCAUGCUGCGCGAGAGCCCGAGGUGGAUUCCAGAGUGGGAAAUGGAGUAUAAGCCAGAGAAGAAGAGGUCUGGAAGACACAAGCAUAAGAAACCCAAGAAGUCCGAUGAGCCGGGGUUGAUAAAAUGGAUUUUGUACACUGCUGGGUAG